This is a messenger RNA of Drosophila serrata, 1682 nucleotides long. It is a transcript of the gene Usp39, whose product is annotated as ubiquitin specific protease 39. The record is from RefSeq and is a predicted model, not a curated record. Gene Ontology annotation, biological process: spliceosomal complex assembly; protein deubiquitination; mRNA processing. Gene Ontology annotation, molecular function: zinc ion binding; cysteine-type deubiquitinase activity. Lineage: Eukaryota; Metazoa; Arthropoda; Insecta; Diptera; Drosophilidae.
AGGCGGGCACACUGCAUCUUUUGCAUCAAUGUUUUGCCGACAACAAAUUAGUUUUUCAAUGAUUUACUAACUUAAAAAGUGAAAGAAAUGGCGCAAACGCAACCCACAGCAGCCAAACGCGUGAAGCUGGAGAAGCCGGCUCAUUCGGUAGAGGAAGAUGAGACGCCCUCCGUCUUCAAUCCCAAGUACAGGGUAUGCCCCUACCUGGACACCAUCAACCGGAACAUGCUGGACUUUGAUUUCGAGAAGCUGUGCUCCAUCUCGCUGACCAGGAUCAAUGUGUACGCUUGCCUGGUGUGCGGGAAGUACUUCCAGGGGCGCGGCACCAACACCCACGCGUACACGCACUCAGUGGGCGAGGCACACCACGUGUUCCUCAACCUGCACACCCUGCGGUUCUACUGCCUGCCCGACAAUUACGAGAUUAUCGACUCCUCGCUGGACGACAUCAAGUAUGUGCUUAACCCGACGUUCCUGCGGCAAGAAAUAGCCCAGCUAGACCAACAGCAGCCAAAGCACUCGCGCACCGUGGACGGAGUGCUCUAUUUGCCAGGCAUUGUCGGCUUGAACAACAUCAAGGCGAACGACUACUGCAACGUGGUGCUGCACGCCCUCUCCCACGUGGGCCCGCUGCGGGAUUACUUCUUGCGGGAGCAGAACUAUGCGCACAUCAAGAGACCACCAGGUGACUCCAUGUUCACGCUUGUCCAGCGCUUCGGCGAGCUAAUGCGAAAGAUGUGGAAUCCGCGCAACUUCAAGGCGCACGUCUCGCCCCACGAGAUGCUCCAAGCGGUGGUGCUAUGGUCCAGCAAGCGAUUCCAAAUCACCGAGCAGGGCGACCCCAUCGAUUUCCUCUCCUGGUUCCUUAACACCCUGCACCGUGCCAUGAAGGGGACCAAGCAACCGAAUUCGUCCAUACUCUACAAGAUCUUUCUGGGCGAAAUGCAGAUAUACACGCGCAAGAUACCGCCCGUGGAGCUGGAUGACAAGGCCAAGGCGGAGCUGCUGGCCACCGACGAGUACAAGGACCAGGUGGAGCAUACUAACUUCAUCUAUCUCACCUGCGAUCUGCCACCGCCGCCGCUGUUCAUCGACGAGUUCCGCGAGAACAUCAUUCCACAGGUGAAUCUCUACCAGCUGCUGGGCAAGUUCAACGGCAGCGCGGAGAAGGAGUACAAGACAUACAAGGACAACUUUAUGAAGCGCUUCGAGAUCACCCGCCUGCCGCAGUUCAUCAUUCUGUACAUUAAGCGGUUCACCAAGAACACCUUCUUCCUAGAGAAGAAUCCCACCAUUGUCAACUUCCCGAUCAAGAACGUGGACUUUGGCGACAUUCUGGGCAUGCGGAAACGGGACACAAACGUGAAAGAUACGAAAUACAAUCUGGUGGCUAACAUUGUCCACGAUGGCGACCCGAAGAAGGGCACCUAUCGUGCUCACAUCCUGCACAAGGCCAACGGGCAGUGGUACGAGAUGCAGGAUCUGCAUGUCACCGAAAUUCUACCCCAGAUGAUCACACUCACCGAGUCCUACAUACAGAUUUACGAGCGAUGUGCGGACACCUCCUGAUCCCUCCGCCAUUCAACGUACUUUAAGCUGGGUGUGUGUAUGGUUUUUAUUAGUAAUUAUAAUAUGAUCCCGACCAGCAUCCAAAUAAAUAAGUAGGCAAAAAGUGAAGUGAA